Durusdinium trenchii is the source of this 591-nucleotide messenger RNA. The record is from the annotation of a GenBank genome assembly. Lineage: Eukaryota; Dinophyceae; Suessiales; Symbiodiniaceae.
AUGAAAACUCCUAGUCCUAGUCAAGGCCUGGUUGACGCAGGUGAGAGAGGGACUCAGCAAGGUGCCUUUUCUCUCUGUCACACUCGACAGGGUGUGCUGCUCUAUGGCCCACCGGGCACCGGCAAGACCCUGACAGCACGAGCAGUCGCGAACCGCACCGACGCGUGCUUCAUUUGCGUCAUCGGAUCCGAGUUGGUGCAGCGCUACGUGGGCGAGGGCGCACGCAUGGUGCGCGAGCUCUUCCAGACCAAGAAGGCUUGCAUCCUCUUCAUCGAUGAGGUGGAUGCCAUUGGCGGUACCCGUGGCGGUGAUGAGGGCAACAGCGAUAGUGAGGUGCAGCGGACCAUGUUGGAGAUUGUCAAUCAGUUGGAUGGCUUCGACUCGCGCGGCAACGUCAAGGUUCUCAUGGCCACCAAUCGACCCGACACGUUGGAUCCUGCGCUGCUGAGACCGGGGCGUUUGGACCGGAAGAUCGAAUUUGGACUUCCGGACUUGGAAGGCCGCACACAUAUCUUCAAGAUCCAUGCCAAGCAGCUGAGCGAAGAACGGAAUGGAACGCUGAAAUGUGAGAGCGCAGGGAAGAACCAUUGA